Messenger RNA from Esox lucius (northern pike), 2224 nucleotides. RefSeq names its product v-myb avian myeloblastosis viral oncogene homolog (gene myb). The record is from RefSeq and is a predicted model, not a curated record. The coding region runs from base 107 to 2011 and encodes 634 amino acids. Gene Ontology annotation, molecular function: DNA-binding transcription factor activity, RNA polymerase II-specific; RNA polymerase II cis-regulatory region sequence-specific DNA binding. Gene Ontology annotation, biological process: regulation of DNA-templated transcription. The transcript has 14 exons. Lineage: Eukaryota; Metazoa; Chordata; Actinopteri; Esociformes; Esocidae. Gene Ontology annotation, cellular component: nucleus.
CUUUUUAAUGUCAACCUGCUCCUUCCCUAUCAGACAGGAGAGAUAGACCCAGAACGAAACGGCACAGCGUAGAGGUCACACGGAGACAGAGCCGCUCUGCACAAGCAUGGCUAGGCGGCCGAGACACAGUGUUUACAGCAGUGAUGAAGAUGAAGAUGACAUGGAGCUCUAUGAACAUGACUAUGAUGGUCCACUUGCCAAGGCUGGCAAACGCAAUCUAGGAAAAACACGCUGGACACGAGAAGAGGAUGAGAAGUUGAAGAAGUUAGUAGAGCACCAUGGAUCAGAGGACUGGAAACGUAUUGCUAGCUUUCUACCUAACCGUACGGAUGUCCAGUGUCAGCACCGCUGGCAGAAGGUUCUCAACCCGGAACUCAUCAAAGGACCCUGGACCAAGGAGGAGGAUCAGCGGGUCAUUGAGCUGGUACAGAAGUACGGUGCCAAGCGAUGGUCGGUGAUCGCCAAGCACCUGAAGGGCCGUAUCGGGAAGCAGUGCCGGGAGCGUUGGCACAACCACCUGAACCCCGAGGUGAAGAAGACCUCCUGGACAGAGGAGGAAGACCGCAUCAUCUACCAGGCCCACGAGAAGCUGGGCAACCGCUGGGCUGAGAUUGCCAAACUGCUGCCUGGCCGGACUGACAACGCCAUUAAGAACCACUGGAACUCUACGAUGCGAAGGAAAGUGGAACAGGAAGGUUACCUGCAGCACGCCGCCAAGUCUGGAAGCACCUCCCACUCUGUCGCCCCUGGUUACGGCAAAAGCAACCACCACAUCAUGAGUUACUCCCCCCUCCCAGCCCACUCCCCCCUCUCAGCCCACUCCCCCCUCCCAGGAAACUACUCCUUUAUUUCAGACCACAGGGUGAGGUCCUCCGCCUGUCUGUCACUUUUACUUAACAGGAAGCAAGUUAAUGUCCCCAGCGCCCGAUUAGCCGUUUGGGGUAGACACUAUCAGGAGGAGGACCCAGAGAAGGAGAAGCGGGUGAAGGAGAUUGAGCUGCUGCUCAUGUCAACGGAGAACGAGCUGAAAGGGCAGCCUGCGUUACCUCUCAUCCCGUACAAUGGCUGGGCAGGAAGUGACAGUUCAGAGGGCGUGGCCACAUCAUGUCAUCACCACCAGGCCGCCGCCCCCUGCCUCCCAGAGGAGAGUGCCUCGUCUUCACGCAACAACAACAACAACAACAACAACAGUAACCAUGGUAGCCACGGACUCUCCAACCUCCCGGAGUUCAUGGACUCAGUCAUCGACUCGACCUGCUCCUCAUUGAGUGAGCUCACAACCAGCCAGCUCAGCGAUAGGAGCUCGUCCAGAACGGACAGGGGCUCGCCCAAUCAGGGCUCAGGGACUGACAAUGCUGGGUUUUCAUUUGCCAGUUUCAUCUGUUCCACGCCAAAGCGUUCACCAGUCAGAAACCUGCAUUUCUCGCCCUCGCAGUUUCUCAACCAGUCAACAAGCCUGGAACACCCGGACCCUGACGGGCUGCCAAUCAGCUCUCAGAAACCCUUGGUGACCUCUCCUAAUCACAGAGACCACACCCCCCGACCCCAGAAAGAGAACGACCUGUUCAGGACUCCUUCUAUUCGUCGCUCCCUGCUGGAGUUGUCUCCUCGUACUCCGACUCCCUUCAGGUCCACCGUGGUGGAGUGCAUAAAACAGGAGCCCAUGGAGUGUUUGGUGUCCAGAUCUUCCUCUCCAGAACCGCCCUUGAAGAAGAUCAAACAGGAGGUGGAGUCUCCCUGCGAAAGGAGUCCCUGUCUGCAGUGGGAGGGGUCUGAUCUCCACACCCAACUAUUCUCUCCUUCCGGUCCCGCCCAGGAAGUACCUGAUCUACUUACUAGUUCUGGGCUGAGUGAAGACGGACACAAAGCCCACCACGCCCCCCUCCGGCCUCUGGGCAGCCCACUACAGGGGCUCAACAUAUGGGACCAAGUGACUUGUGGGAAGGUGGAGGACCAAGAGCAGAAUCACAAAUACAUCAACACUUACUCUGCCAGGACCUUAGUCAUGUAACACGCGCAGCCAACAAACACACAUGCAUUUAAAAAGAAGAGAAACACAAGAUGUGAACAUGUCAACCUGGUGUUACGGACAGCGUGUCGGGUUGCUCUGUAUGACCUCUGGUACAACAGUUGGGAGAAGCACGAUGCCACUGGCACACACACACACACACAGACAUACACACACACACACACACACACACACAGACAGACAUACACACACACA